This is a messenger RNA of Cornus florida, 1269 nucleotides long. RefSeq names its product RNA-binding protein L. Bases 43 to 972 code for a protein of 309 amino acids. The record is from RefSeq and is a predicted model, not a curated record. The transcript is spliced from 10 exons. Gene Ontology annotation, molecular function: mRNA binding. Lineage: Eukaryota; Viridiplantae; Streptophyta; Magnoliopsida; Cornales; Cornaceae.
UGUUAGGGCUCGAUUUCGACACUGAUCGAGUAUUGGCUUCCAAUGGACGACAUGGCAGCCUACUACCCUCCUCCGGCGGGCCUCCACUACCCGUACUACCCACCACCUCCUAAUCAGCCACCGCUUGGGGCAGCGCAACCACAGCCUCAGGCGGUGCCUCAACCUCUUCAGUACCACCCUCACCAGCCGCUUGCGUACUAUCCGCAACCUUCGUACAACGAUGUCCGAACCCUAUUCGUCGCUGGGCUUCCCGAAGACGUCAAGCAACGAGAAAUCUACAAUCUCUUUCGGGAGUUCCCAGGUUACGAAUCAUCUCACCUCCGAACCGCUACCUCUACUUCACAGCCAUUUGCUUUUGCUGUCUUCAUGGACCAACAGUCAGCAGUUGCAGCAUUGAAUGCACUGAAUGGCAUGGUGUUUGACCUUGAGAAGGGGUCGACCUUAUAUAUUGAUCUUGCAAAAUCUAAUUCCAGAUCUAAGCGCUCAAGAACAGAGGAUGAAAGACCUGGUUCAGACAAGAGAUUUAAAGGACCUGCUGCAUUUUCAUGGGGUGGUGCUGAUGCGGGUGUUGGCAGCGUUCACAUGCCUGGAAUGGGUAAUUCUGCUUUCAACAUGAUUGGUUAUCCACCUACACAAAGUCCUGGAAACUUUGAUGGUAGAGCUAUAAAUGAAACAACCCCUGCAAAAUCAAACACUGCAGCAGCUCAUAUUGCGCACAAUGCUACCCCAUGUCCGACACUAUUUGUUGCUAGUCUAGGGCCUACUUGUACAGAGGAAGAGCUAAUUCAAGUAUUUUCAAGAUAUCCUGGAUUCUUGAAACUGAAGAUGCAGAGUACAUAUGGAGCUCCUGUUGCAUUCGUUGACUUUCAGACAUGCUCCUACUGUAUGUGCAGGAUACUGCCUGUUCAACUGAAGCAAGAAACCAUCUUCAAGGAACUAUUCUCUACUCAUCACCACCUGGUGAGGGUAUGAGGCUGGAAUAUGCGAAAUCACGGAUGGGAAUGCGCAGUAAGAAAUCAAGGUAGAUUCAAGUACAAUAAGGAAUAGGAAAAACAUGGCCAACUGUCCUGUGUGGUCAUCGUUCAAGUAAAUGUGCAUUACAAAUGGAUUUGUAUGAAUAAAUAGGUUGAUUGAAUGCUUGCCACAACUGUAAUUUGGUAUUUAUUUUAGCUUUUCCCCAAAUCACAGUGCCUUGUUAAACAAACACUAUAUAGUUUUUCAACCUUCUCAUCGGAAGGCCAUGAUCCAUAUGAUAACUACUUUAUCCUA